Molecule: messenger RNA, 5342 nt
Organism: Medicago truncatula (barrel medic)
Lineage: Eukaryota; Viridiplantae; Streptophyta; Magnoliopsida; Fabales; Fabaceae
Product: chromodomain-helicase-DNA-binding protein 3
Exons: 18
Coding region: 353-4888 (1511 amino acids)
Biological process (GO): chromatin remodeling
Cellular component (GO): chromatin; nucleus
Molecular function (GO): ATP hydrolysis activity; ATP-dependent chromatin remodeler activity; chromatin binding
Source: RefSeq, a predicted model, not a curated record
CGCACACACCAUGGCCCACUAGUCCAGUCCUUCUUCAGACCUCCAUUCUUGUGCGUCUGUGCCACCUUUUUCGCAAGCACUCUUCCUCUUCCUUCGCACGUCAUUUUCAUUCUUAAUGUUUUCUUUACCUUAAAACCUGUAGGGUCCAAAAAAUCACUAUAAAGUCACAUCAACCUUUUUUGCAUAAAAUUCUCUAGCAAAAUUUCACCUCACACUACAUUGUUCCCUCGUUUUCUCAAAGAAAAUCAACGAUUAAGAAGAAAGAGUAACGUUGUUGAACAUACUCACAGAACAAGUGCUACGUGAUCGCUUGAAAAAUAUUCUUCAAGAGGACGAGAUUUUUGUUUGUGACAUGACAUCUAGGAAGAGGAAUCGUGUUGCUGAUGAUGGAGGGAUUUCCUUUUCAAGGUGUGUCAAGAAAUUGGCCGAAGAAUACAAAGGAAAAACACGAGUGGAUCCUCAUGGGAAAAAUGGAAAAGGAGACGGAGAUAUUGUAUGUGACAAGUGUUUGCUUGAAGGAACACUCUUGUUCUGUUGUGGUAAAGGAUGUCAAAGGAGGUAUCACCCGUCUUGUUUGGAUCCUCUUCUCAAAUUUCUUCCUAUAGGGUUUUGGCAUUGCCUUUGGUGUGUUGAGAAAAAAAUAAAGCUUGGUGUGCAUUCUGUUUCUAAAGGGGUAGAAUCCAUAUUGGAUUCCCGAGAAGUCGUUUCAAAAGAUAAAGUGAUCCAAAGGGAGUACUUUGUCAAGUAUCAGGACCUCGCUCAUGCUCACAACUGUUGGAUUCCAGAAAAGCAAAUGCUUAUUGAGGCUCCAAAGCUUUUGAAAAAGUAUAAGAAUAGAAAACAGGUUGUCCGGUGGAAAAAAGAUUGGAGUAUACCUCACCGGUUGCUACUAAAAAGGGAAAUUAUACUGUCAAAGAAAAACGCGCACCUUUUUGAUGGGAAUGAUGACAACGAUUCAGUUUGCCAAUAUGAAUGGCUUGUGAAAUGGACUGGUCUUGGUUAUGAUCAUGUUACAUGGGAGUUAGACGACGCUUCCUUUAUGACUUCAUCUAAAGGCAAGGAACUCGUGGACAAUUAUGAAAGUCGUCAAAAGAAAUCAGAUGGACCGUCAACUCCUUUUGAAGCUAAUGAGGAGAGUAAAGUUUCCUUUACCGAAUUAUCAGAGCUAUCAUCUGGAGAUUCACCAGGAUUGUAUAACCAGCAUUUGAGUUAUGUGAACAGGCUGCGCAUGCAUUGGCACAAAGGUCAGAGUGCUGUUAUUGUUGAUGAUCAAAUUGACCAGGAGCGGGUUAGGAAGAUGAUUUUGUUUAUAUUAUCAUUGAGUUGCGAUGUGAAAAAGCCUUUUCUCAUCAUCUCAACUUCUACUGGCCUCUCUGCAUGGGAAAUUGAAUUCUUUCAUUUGGCACCAUCUGCCAAUCUUGUAGUUUACAAGGGAAAGGAAGAUGUACGCCGUAGAAUCAGGGCAUUAGAUUUUUAUAAUGAAGAUGGUGGUAUUUUAUUUCAAAUAUUACUAUCAUCAUCUGAUAGUAUCAGUGAGGACUUACAUGCUCUAAGAUGCAUUCCAUGGGAAGCAAUAGUAAUUGAUGAAUGCCAGCGACCCAUGAUUUUAAGACACAUUGACAAUUUCAAUAUUCUAGCAGCUGACAUAAGAAGGCUUCUUCUCGUUAGUGGACAAAUCAAGGAAGAUCGAGAUUAUAUCAAACUGCUUUCAUUCCUUAAGUCUGGACAUGAUGAGUUACAUUUCUCAUCUGCAAGCAUCUCCAAUUUGCAGAGUGAAUUGGAACAAUAUACUGUAUUGAAAUGCAAUUCUGUCUCCAGCAGGUUUAUCGAGUAUUGGGUUCCUGCUCAGUUUUCCAGUAUGCAGCUUAAGCAGUAUUGUUCAAUGCUGCUUUCAAACUCAAUGUUGUUAUGCUCUGGCCAAAGGUCUGACUCUGUUGGUGCCCUCCGUGAGCUUGUCAUCUCAACAAAGAAGUGCUGCAACCAUCCUUAUCUCCUCAACCCGUCACUGAAUAAUUUAGUCACUAGAGGUCUGCCUGUCGAAGAGCAUUUUAAUAUUGGAAUAAAAGCAAGUGGAAAAUUGCAACUUCUUGAAAAGAUCCUUUUUGAAGCUAAAAGUCGUAAGCUAAGAGUGAUCAUAUUAUUUCAGUCUAGUUGUGGUUCUAGAUCAAUUGGAGAUAUUUUGGACGAUGUUCUCUGUCAUAGAUUUGGAGAAGAUUGCUAUGUACGAUAUUGCAAGGAUUACAUUCCUUCAAAGAAUCAAGCUGCUUUGGACACAUUUAAUGACAGAGAAAGUGGAAAAUUUGUUUUCUUGAUAGAGAACCGUGCUUGUACCUCUAGCAUUAAGCUCUCAUCUGUCGAUACCAUUAUAUUAUUUGACAGUGAUUUGGACCCGCAAAAUGACCUAAAAUGCGUACAAAAAAUGUCAAUCAGCUCAAACUUCAAACAGCUAACAGUCUUGAGAUUGUACUCAUACUUAACUGUUGAAGAAAAGGUUUUAGCGCUUGCAAAAGAGGGUAUAGCUCUCGACAGAAAUAUGCAGCUAAACCAGAGCAGUAUUCACACCCUGCUUAAAUGGGGUGCCUCUUAUCUGUUCAGCAAGUUUGAUGAUUUACAUGGAAGUGGCACCUCAGUCUCUGCUUCAGGCAUCUCUGAUCAGUCAAUUCUAAAUGAUGUAAUCUGCGAAUUAUCAUGCAAAUUGGCUUCUGAUAGCGAUGCCACUCAUUCUCACAGACAGUCUUUCAUAUCGAGAGUAAAACAGAAUGGCGGGGAAUAUGCAAGGAAUAUUUCACUUCUAGGAGAGAGGGAAAUGAUGAAAUUGGGCAAUGAUACACAUACUUUUUCCUGGAGUGAUCUCCUCAAAGGAAGGAAACCUCACUGGAAUUUUUUGCCUGUUUCGUCUCAAAGGAUCAGAAAAACAGUUGAACAUUUUCCUCACACAGCGAAAGGACCUAAACAAGAAAAUGAUGCCAUUAUAAGGAAGAAAAGGACAGAGUCCAAGGAUAAUGUUUUUCCCAUAAGAAAGAACGUGUCCAAGGAUAAUGUAGAUCCUGAGAAGAGGGAAAUCACCAAGGAUAAUAUUGACCCAAAAAGAAGGAAACUGUCCAAGGAAAUUGUUGAUUCCAAGCAUCUGAGAAAAAAGUGGAUGAACAAGAAGAGUCGAAGUGCUGGUAAAAGGAAAGGCAAAUUCAAUGGAGCAGCUGUAAUGAAGAAACAAAUUCCGAAACAAAAGAAACUGCAUGGCAUGCCCAAGAGUACCAAACUCUUGUCAAAGCCUGAUAUAUCUGGUCUCUGUGAUGUUCUACACUUUUCGAAAAAUGUCAAGGCUGUCGCCAUUAGGAUUCUUGAGUAUGUAUUCGAAAAUUACAACAUUAACUGCCGGGAAGUUUCUACAGUGCAGGCAUUUGAAAUAUCUGUGUGUUGGAUAGCAGCUUCUUUGUUGAAACACAAGAUUGAUAGGAAACAUUCACUUGAUCUUGCAAAACGGCAUUUGAAUUUGGAUUGCAAGGAGGAAGAAGCCACCGAUGUUUAUCAUGUACUGAAGAAGUGUGAGAAAGAUUUUUCAAGCUGUUUACAAAAUGAACUUUGUGUUGAGAAAAGUAAUAUAAAUGGUGGUUCAGGCUCCUUGACACCUGAGCUGCAAGAUUCGGUAGAGGAGGAGAAUCAAAAGGGUUUUCAGCGUCCUCAUGUUUUAAAUCUUGUAAAAUCUGCCGCAACCGAACCUGAUCUUCCAAGAAAAUCUCCCACAACAGUGCUAUUUUCACAAGACCAGAUCUAUACAGAAAACAUUCACAACAAACCUUAUGUGACUCAUGAAAUUUCUACAUCUAAAAUCACCCUUGGUAAUAUGUCUGUGGAAAUGGAAGUAGAUGCUUCCAUGGAAUCUGAAGCAGAUGAGAGAAUAAAUGCCGUGAACUCGGUAGCAGCUGAAGUUUCAUCCCUCGAGCAAUGGGAUAAAGUUCCCAAUUCAAGUAAUGAUAUCAAUUAUGUCAGCCCUGUUACAUGUUCUUUGGAAAGACAGAGUCACGUUGUAAAUGCAGAUAUUACACAAUUUGAUGGCAGAGUUUUUAUAGAUCCUCAAACUUUAAUGAAUCAAUUGAUUGACAUUGACAAUUCUUUGAAUAUGUCAACUCAUCCUGCACAACUUCACAAUGUUGAGACAGAUACUGUAACUUGUGAUAGAACUGCUGUUGCUGCUGUCAGACAGCGGCACAGGAUAGUGAAUCCUGUAUGUGGUGUGUCAACUGCUUCAGGGUUUGCUGAGUGUCCUUUACCAUAUAUGCAACCAUCACAUGCUAAUUUGACACCAUUCCCACAGACGUUGUCAGCUAGUCCAUCAUUUAUGGAGGACUUAUCUCGGUCAGUAAUGCCUCUGGAUAGAUUUAUAAAUCAUAAUGGUCGAGAUCAUCGUUACAUACGUGGGUCUGAAGAAAGGUUGCAAGCACUGUAUGAUCCCGUGGAACUGGCUAGCUCUUCCUUUGUUUCGCCUGUGACAUCGCAACCCUCCAGUUAUGCGCCCUGGAAUGGAAAUGCUAUUCAUGUUCCUCAUGACAUCACUAAUCCAGGAUAUAUGAGCAGUGAUCCUUUUCAAGCUCAUUAUGUGACAUAUCAAAUGCCCCAUGUUGCAGACCCAGAUCCACUACUAAUUGAAAUGGAGAGAAUAAGAAAGAUGAAUGAAAGCGCCGUCAAGACACAUGAGGAAAAAAUAUUGCAGCUGCAGUCGGACUACAAAAAGGAGUUUGAGACGUUAUGUGAAAAGCACUGUAUGAUGCUUCAGAACGUCAAUACUGCAGUAGCAUUAAAGAAUAAGGAUCUUGAGACACAGCGUGAUAUCGUUCUCAUGAAUAUGAUAUUAGCUGAUGUUUGGGUCCGAAAUGAUAGUAGUUGGUAAAGAGAUCUGCAGCCCAAUGCACAUAACAUGGUAUAUAUUGUCCUUAAGUAGCAAUGCCCUAGCUGCUCAAAGACUUGAACAAUUUUUGGAAACAUCGAGUCGUAAUUCACCCAUCCAUGUCCACUCCAACGAAGGUGGUUAAUCCUGCAGAAACCCAGGAUUCAGGUCAGCAAUUGGUUCAAAAUUAGUUCAAUUGCAACAUUAGUGACAAGUAGAAAGCACAGGUAAAACAUACUAACAAGUUGUCCAAAGUAAGUUCCAUUUUGAUGACUUUGGUUUUGAAAUCUUCAACCACUUCACCUGGUCGAUGUACUUUGUAUAGAAUUAUGAAUUGAUGUAGUCAUUUAGUGAGAUUAAUGUCAAUGUCUUCGAGACAGUGGAAAUUGUAAGAAACUUGAAGAAUUUUAUUUUGGUGCGACAAGUGAAAUAGCGUAUUAAAAUGAUUAAUUAACUA